GGACCGCUCUGAAGGUCACUGGGCUUGAGUUUCUCAAGAGCCAGAACUCCCGCCUGCACCACACGGAUGCGUACAACAUCAAGAACCUGGUGGUGCGGCGCGGGCAGGCCUUUCAGCUCCAGCUCAGCUUCAGCAGGGAGUUGAAGGCUGCCGACAAGCUGGUACUGCAUUUUGGCAUCGGUGAAAAGCCAGUGAAAAACAGGGGGACCCUGAUAUCACUGAACCCGAGGCAGGAAAAGGAGGUCUUCAGCGGGUGGCAAAUCUCCUUCGUCAAAAACAGCGGCAAGGAGUGCCUGCUGUCUGUCACCAGCUCACCCAGAGCCCUGGUGGGAAAAUACACCCUGAACGUGAAGACUGGGACUAACAAUUACAAGCCCGAAAACAAUGAUAUCUACCUUUUGUUCAAUCCUUGGUGUGAAGCUGAUGCCGUCUUCCUGGCCAAUGAGGCACAGAGAAAGGAGUACGUGCUCAACGAUACAGGCUACGUCUAUGUUGGGUCUGCACACAGUAUAUAUGGUAGACCCUGGAAUUUUGGGCAGUUUGAGGAAUUAAUCUUGGAUGCCUGCAUGUAUCUGCUGGACAAAAGUAAACUCAAGAUAAACGAUAGAAGGGAUCCUGUGCUUGUGUCCAGAGCCAUGUCUGCUUUGGUUAAUGCCAACGAUGACAACGGUGUCCUGUUGGGAAACUGGUCAGGGAAUUAUGGAAAUGGGACCUCCCCUAUGGAUUGGAUUGGGAGUGUUGCAAUUUUGCAGAAGUUUUAUGAAACGAAGAAGCCAGUCCUUUAUGGUCAAUGUUGGGUCUUCUCAGGAGUCCUCACUACAGUCAUGCGCUGUUUGGGGAUCCCGUCCCGCUGUGUCAGUAACUUCAACUCGGCACACGAUACAGAGGAGAACCUGAGAGUUGAUGUCUACCUGAACGAACGUGGAGAAAAGCUGAACUGGAUGUCCCAUGACUCUGUCUGGAACUUCCAUGUGUGGAAUGAUGUCUGGAUGAAGCGGGUGGACCUGCCGACAGGGUUUGAUGGCUGGCAGGCAAUCGAUUCAACCCCUCAGGAGAAAAGUCAAGGUGUUUACCAGUGUGGUCCAUGCCCGCUGAAGGCUAUCCGAGAAGGGGAUGUAUAUUUGCCCUACGACAGCAAGUUUCUGUAUGCAGAAGUGAAUGCUGAUGAAGUCUACUGGCUUGUCAAGAAGGUGAAUGGCAAGGAUAGGUACAUCAGGAUUAGAACGGACACCCAAGGCAUCGGCAUGAACAUAAGCACAAAAGCCGUGGGGCAGAACAAGCGGGAAGACAUCACUGCACAGUACAAGUUCCCUGAAGGCUCCAGAGAGGAAAGGGAGGCCAUGGAGAAAGCUUCCUCCUUCAUAUACACUUCAGGAAUAACACCUCGUGCAUUAUUCACUCCGUCUGUGCGCACGGUUGAAGAGGGUGCCGGUCCUGGGGUCCUGCCUGAGGCGGUCUCCAAGACUGGGCUCCAGCUUGAGAUAACCAAUAAAGCAGCUUUGUAUCCUGGCAAUCCCCUUGAACUGGCCAUCACAGUGAAGACCUGUACUCCAGGAACCUGGACCAUCGAUCUUGCCAGCUCCUGCCAGCUGCAGUCCUAUACUGGGAAAGUUGAGGCUAGCCUUGGAUAUGUCAAGGAGACUGUCAAGCUUGAAGGCAAAUCUGAAACACAGGUUGCUCUGAAAAUCGCGGCUGAUGCAUACAUGAAGACACUGGCCUUGGUGGAAGAUGAAGUGCUCAUCCACAUCACCACCAUUGCUGAGGUCCAGGGGACGGAUGACAAACUCACCAAGGAGAUGACGAUGAACUUUGAGUACCCCCCCAUCACCAUCCAGAUGCCAGAAAUGGCCAAACUGAACAAGGAGUUUGCCUGUGCCUUAAUCUUCAAGAACGACCUGAAUGUGCCCCUGGACAACUGCAAGCUGCUGGUGGAGGGCUUGGGCAUAUUUAACACGACAGAGUUUGAUGAGGGGGAUGUAAAGCCUGGUAGAAUCAUUAAGUCUGAAAUAAUAUGCACUCCGACAAGAGUAGGAGAGAAGAAAAUGGUAGCCAAGCUGAUCUCAACCCAGAUCAAAGGGAUCUGUGCAGAGAAGGCCAUCACCAUCACCGAGUAG
Molecule: messenger RNA, 2114 nt
Organism: Pelecanus crispus (Dalmatian pelican)
Lineage: Eukaryota; Metazoa; Chordata; Aves; Pelecaniformes; Pelecanidae
Source: RefSeq, a predicted model, not a curated record